AUGUGUUUAAGCCCUUCUGAAAAUAUUUCAUUGAUUUGCUUACGAUAUUAUUAUCUAUCUAUUCAGCCAGUAUCAUGGCAAUCAUUAGCGGCCAUCCUUUUAGCUGGUGGUCUGGUAGCUGCAUAUGUUCGCUGGGAAAAAGGAAAUAAACGUGAAGAAAUCCGUAAACAAAAAUCUCGAACUAUUGGAAUUGCAUCCCUAGGUGGUGAAUUUACCCUAACCGAUCACACUGGCAAAGUAAAAACAAAUGAAAGUUUCCUUGGUCAGUGGAUAAUUAUUUACUUUGGAUUUACUCACUGUCCAGAUAUUUGCCCUGAUGAGUUAGAUAAACUAACUGCAGCAAUCAAGAUCGUAGACGAUCUCAAAAAGGUGCCCUAUAAACUGCAACCGCUGUUUGUCUCGGUCGAUCCUGAACGAGAUACGCCUAAGCAGAUGGCUGAAUAUAUUAAAGAUUUUCAUCCGAGAUUGAUUGGUUUAACUGGUACCAAAGAACAGGUAGAUAAAGUUACCAAGGCGUACCGCGUCUAUUAUAGCUUUGGGCCCAAAGAUUCGGACAACGAUUACAUUGUUGACCACUCUAUUAUUAUGUACCUAAUUGAUCCAGAAGGAAAUUUUAAGGAAUAUUAUGGGCAAAAUCGUUCAGCUAAGGAAAUUGCUGCAUCUGCCGUAAAUCAUAUGCUUAAAUACAAAGCUGUAAAUGGCUAA
Trichoplax adhaerens is the source of this 705-nucleotide messenger RNA. RefSeq lists its product as uncharacterized. Gene Ontology annotation, molecular function: copper chaperone activity; copper ion binding. The record is from RefSeq and is a predicted model, not a curated record. The coding region runs from base 1 to 705 and encodes 234 amino acids. Gene Ontology annotation, biological process: mitochondrial respiratory chain complex IV assembly; intracellular copper ion homeostasis. The transcript is spliced from 4 exons. NCBI's taxonomy places the organism in Eukaryota, Metazoa, Placozoa, Uniplacotomia, Trichoplacea, Trichoplacidae. Gene Ontology annotation, cellular component: mitochondrial inner membrane.